Molecule: messenger RNA, 936 nt
Organism: Mustela lutreola (European mink)
Lineage: Eukaryota; Metazoa; Chordata; Mammalia; Carnivora; Mustelidae
Exons: 2
Coding region: 37-678 (213 amino acids)
Source: RefSeq, a predicted model, not a curated record
GUGUGUGUGGCGUCACCGCGGGCUCCCCACCCGGCCAUGCACCCCCUUUCACUCGGCGGCAACAGCGCCUCGGCCGCGCGCAGGCCGGAGGAGGAAGUGGGGUCUGGCUGCUUCGAACAAGAGAACUGGCCAUUGCUGGGGGGGGGGGGGGGUGUUGGCGGUGGGGGACGGGUCUACACCGCGGCUCGGGCAGCGCAGGCGUGGCGCGGCGAGCAGCACGCAGCCCGCAAUCCGGGAACCCGGCGGCCGCCUCGCCCCUUCCCCCACCCGCCACCGCCGCCCGCGCUUCGCAACAAAGCCCGGCUGCGGGAGCGCGGAGCCCCACGCCCCUCAACGGGUAGCAAAGACGUCUCUCCCCUACCGGCGUCCGCUUCCUGGCGUCCGAGAACACAGCCCUCUCAGGACCGCCGGUGGCCGCUGCCUUCGUCAGAAACACCCGGCAAACACACCGCAGCUCGCGUGGAGGCGGCGGAGAAAUGGCUCCGACGGCGGCGCCAGGGGGGUGGGGUCGGUGCGCGUACGCAUGCGCACGAAGCGAGUUUAGGGAGGAGGGCGCCCGGAGGGAGGGGAGGGGCCGCAGCCACCUUGUCCCCGCGGCGCAUGCGGUCGCCAGGGAGAUCUGCAGCGCUGGGCCUGCUGCGCUCCAGGCGGGAUUCUUCCCUUGUUCCUUGCUUUUGAACGUUUUUGAGCCGUGGGGACCGCAAGCAUUUGACGUACCAAAAAAUUUCUUAGCUUCUAUCAUGGGGACCUCCCGCUGAUGACAGAUAAAGGGUAGAAGACGGAGCCGGAAAUCUUAGGGUGCUUAAAGCAGCAGGUUCCCGAUAGUUAUUUAUAAUAAGGGAAAUUCAACCUCUCUACAUGGCUGACAAAUGUUUUGUAGCAGAUAAUGAAUACAGCAAAAGUGUCAACGUAUUAAGUAUAAAUAAAACUUUCAGA